ACGUUCCUUUGUCUCUUGAUUCUGAACUGAAUGUUGUGUAUGUAAAAAGUAUGAAACCCCACAGGUCACACCACCCUCAUACUAACUACUAACAUCUCCUCCCUCCCUUGGGAUAUGUCUCUGCAGGGAACCAACUAACUAUAGGGUAGUAUACACUCUGAGAGACUGAGACCCCAAAACAUAAAAACAAACCCUAGUAUAUCACCACCACCCAGGUAGGGAGGGGGGGAGGCUUAAGAUCCUUCCUCUGUUCGUAUAUCGUAAGUCGGAUCGGAGAUGGACAUGUUUGGUCUCCCCGCCCCUGAUUUCCUCCACAUCGACGACCUUCUCGACUUUUCCAACGAUGACCUCUUCUCCGACUCCGAUCUCAUCCACCUCCCUCCUUCAGAAAAUAACCCUGGGAAUCGCCCCUCCAUCACCACCGACAACUCCAACCUCUCCACCAGUUUCCCUAACGACCUCUGCGUCCCUAACGACGACGUAGCAGAGUUAGAAUGGCUCUCCAAGUUCGUCGACGACUCCUACACCGAUUUCCCUACGAACGAGCCCGUUGGAAACACAAAGUACCGAGCUGACGCUUCAGUUCCCGGGCGCACCAGGAGCAAACGAUCAAGAGCAGCAUCCACUCAUAUCAGCUGGACUUCCUUGCCGGAGUCUUACAUUCCGGUUACCGGCAAGUCCAAACUGGGUAACAGUAACACUAAUAUCAACUCUACUAGCUCUAGGAAGAAAGAGGGUUCAUUGGCUUCGUCAGUUAUCACAGCUGCAGAGCCGUCGGGUUCGGCGUCGUCUUCGUCGUCAGGGGUGCGCAAAUGCACGCACUGCGCUUCGGAGAAAACACCGCAGUGGCGUACAGGACCACUAGGACCGAAAACGCUGUGCAACGCGUGCGGAGUACGGUACAAGUCAGGUCGGCUCGUUCCGGAGUAUCGUCCAGCUGCGAGUCCGACCUUCGUGUUGGCUCAGCACUCUAACUCGCAUCGGAAGGUGAUGGAGCUCCGGCGGCAGAAGGAGAUUCUCAGGCAGCAGAGUAGCAACCACCAUCCGUUGUAUCAUCAUCACCCUGACUUCAAGGUCUGCUGACAUGGAUGGUCACAUGUGUCGAAAUAUUGUCGCAUUCAUCAGAAAAGAUGACAUCAUGUCAAGUCUAGGGUUUCUCCAUGUUAGCCUUUGUCUUUUCUUUUGCUCUCAGUCUUUGAGUCUUUUUUUAUAUUUUUCUUCAAAUUCCUUUCACAAAUUAAUGAAUUCUUCAGUUCUACGAGCGUUAAAGUUUAUUCAA
Molecule: messenger RNA, 1279 nt
Organism: Nelumbo nucifera (sacred lotus)
Lineage: Eukaryota; Viridiplantae; Streptophyta; Magnoliopsida; Proteales; Nelumbonaceae
Product: GATA transcription factor 4-like
Biological process (GO): cell differentiation; positive regulation of DNA-templated transcription
Cellular component (GO): nucleus
Molecular function (GO): zinc ion binding; sequence-specific DNA binding
Source: RefSeq, a predicted model, not a curated record